Messenger RNA from Phaedon cochleariae (mustard beetle), 2107 nucleotides. Lineage: Eukaryota; Metazoa; Arthropoda; Insecta; Coleoptera; Chrysomelidae. The record is from the annotation of a GenBank genome assembly.
UCAAGUUGAAGUAAAAAUGUUAGAAUAUAGUACGAUGAUGACAAAAAGUUGAACAAACUAUAGUUGAACCUUUGAGACUAUGCAUCAGGAAAAUGCUUAUCCCACUGCGGUGUUCUGUAUUAUAGCAACAGAAUUUUGCGAGAGAUUCUCAUUCUGCGGAUUAAGAACAAUCUUAUCGUUGUAUCUGAGAAACAUCCUGCUUUUCUCCGAGAAUGCAUCAACAGUUAUCUACCACAUUUUCAUCAUGAUCUGCUACAUCGUUCCUGUGGUAGGGGCUAUCUGUGCAGACAUGUAUUUUGGAAGAUACAGUACAAUAAGGAAUUUCGCUAUAAUCUACUUGCUGGGGAAUUUUCUGAUGUGCAUAGCGGCAGUACCAACAAUAGACAUCUCUCCAAUGUCUUUCUCAGCCAUCGGUCUCCUAUUGAUAGCCAUAGGUUCGGGAGGCAUAAAGCCGUGUGUGGCUGCUUUUGGGGCAGAACAGUUCAGCUUACCAGCCCAAAAAGACCUCUUGAUGCACUUCUUCUCCAUAUUCUAUUUCACCAUCAAUCUUGGAGGGUUCGUAGGAAUGACCAUGACGCCUAUAAUGAAGAAGGCAGUCUCUUGCUUCGGAGACGAUAGUUGUUACGCCUUGGGCUUCGGAUUUCCGGCAGUCUUGAUGAUGCUAUCCAUAUUUGGGAAAGUGCAAAGGAAAAAAAGAACGGAUCAUUGGUUGGACCAUGCCAAUGGAAAAUUCAAUCCCCAGUUGAUACAAGACAUGAAAAUCGUAUCUGCAAUAUUGCUUUUGUACACUCCAUUGCCAAUAUUUUGGUCACUGUUCGAUCAGCAAGGUUCCAGAUGGACGUUUCAGGCUUCUCACAUGGAUGGAAACAUCAUGGGCACCCAAAUUACGCCUGACCAGAUGCAAGUAGUUAAUCCUGCAAUGGUGUUGAUCAUAAUCCCACUGUUCGACAAGAUUUACCCUUGCUUCUCCAAAUUCAACAUUCUGGAAAACUCCUUGCACCGCAUGGCUUUGGGAGGGAUCAUAGCAGGCACUGCAUUCUUAGCUGCGGGAGUUUUAGAACUUACGCUAGAAAAGACCUACCCAGACCUUCCCAGCAAGCAUCGAGCCGCUGUCAACUUGAUCAAUACGUUGCCAUGCAGCCUGAAAAUAUCGUGUCCACUCUAUGGUGUCCAGGUUAUCAAUGCCAGUGAAAUUUUCAGGUUCAAGGACAUGGUUUGUCAGAAUUACUCCAUGUACAAGAUGGUGGUCGAAGCUCCAGCCAAAUGUGGGGAUUUGCAUUUCAACAAGAACAAGUUGGAGCUCGAUAUUGUAUCUAUCGAAUAUCAGAUUGAAUCUGUUCUAAUUGGAAUAAACCAAGAUCACGAUGUAGCUGCUUUUAUUACUGAUCCAGUAGAUUUCAAGAAAUCCCUUAGCGGUACAGCUCGAAUCAGGAUAGAUUAUAUGAAAUCGUCUCAAUCUCAUCAUAACGUUACUGUAACUUUAAAACGUCCCAACGGUCUACAAGACGUUUAUUUUGUGCAUGAUUCGAAUAAGUCUACUUUGGCGGUAUCGGCUUAUAUGGAACUAGCUCAGGGAGUGUAUGAAUGUGUGAUCAGAAGUAGUGAAGUGCAAAUUUUGUUCGAGAAACAUUUCCAUUUCGAGCUUGGAGGAGUUUAUUCCCUGGUCGUGAGAGAAAACAACGAAGGGAUCUCAUUUGUGAAAUUGUACACGAUGUCGAUGCCAAACACCAUCAAUAUUUUAUGGCAAGUUCCUCAAUAUUUCCUGAUUUCCUUAGCUGAAAUCAUGUUUGGAGUUGCUGGGUUGGAGUUUUCCUUCACACAAGCUCCUAGAAGUAUGAAAACUGUAACAAUUGCUGGUUGGUAUCUAUCAGUAGCGUUCGGAAACUUACUAGUCAUCAUAAUCACUCAGCUGAAUAUGUUCAGAAGCCAGGCACAUGAAUUUUUCCUGUUUGCAAUUCUCAUUGUCGCAGAUAUGAUGAUUUUUAUGGAAAUGGCGUCGAACUACAAAUUUGUUCAAAUUGUCGAUAGUUCCACUGCAACUUCAGUUGGAUUUUUGAGUGAAGAACUGUUCUCAAUAAUGGACACAGAAGAAGACACAGAAAGUUGA